Molecule: messenger RNA, 2717 nt
Organism: Lates calcarifer (barramundi perch)
Lineage: Eukaryota; Metazoa; Chordata; Actinopteri; Centropomidae
Gene: lrrc56
Product: leucine rich repeat containing 56
Exons: 13
Coding region: 275-2218 (647 amino acids)
Source: RefSeq, a predicted model, not a curated record
UAGACACGGGAUUACAAAUUCAUUUUUGAUAACAGUAGCUAUAUAGGAUAACUACUAGCUGUGUGUUCUCCUCAAUGCUGUACUGAAAGCGUUUAAUUCAAAUCUACCUGUUUCACGUGCACUACAUUUCCCAGGGAGCCACGGGUUUCUCCGUGUAUCCAGGAAGUCGUGGUUGUCAAGCAAACUUUUGCCUGUAAGCAAAGUGCCCUCAGUCUGUAAAAUGUGUAGACUGUCUCUCUAGACUGCAGUUUCCUGCAACAGGUAGCCGUGAGAGAUGAGUUGCUGUCACGGGUCUGUGCCCCGGGAGGUCCGGCCUGGUACAGCACGGGUCCAGGUGACGGAGCUGAGUGGAUCAGGCCCCAUCAACCCAACUCCUGCCACAAAACACUGUGAGGACUCUGAGACAGCAGUGGAGCUUUACCUCUCCCCUGAGAAGCUGGAAUCGCUCUGUGGAACUCGGGACCUCUCUCAGGCGACCUCGCUGGAGCUCUGUGUAGACACACGAGAAAACACACUGGGUAACUUUGGUGCCCUCUUGCCCAAGCUGGUGCAGUUGAAAAUGAACAACAGCGUGAUCAUGUCAGUAAGAGACCUGGGAACCACCCUCUCCCACUUGCAGGUGCUGUGGAUGUCUCGCUGCUGCUUACAAGACCUAGAUGGCAUUUCUACUCUCUCCUCUCUUAAGGAGUUGUAUGUGGCUUAUAACAGCGUGUCAGACCUGAGUCAGGUUGGCUUGCUGGACAACCUGCUGCUGUUAGAUCUGGAAGGGAAUGAAGUAGAUGACUUAGUCCAGGUCCAGUAUCUGGGGUUGUGUGGCAAGCUCCACACACUCACACUGGAGGGAAAUCCUGUGUGUGUGCAGCCAAACCCCACUGCCACUCAGACGACAGACUAUAGAUAUCGAGCUGCAGUGAGGGAGUUGGUCCCACAGCUGCGUUACCUAGACGAUGUAAGCGUGGAGGAGGACGGGCUGAGCUGCAGCAGCACCAUGGGAGAAGUCUGGGCCGUUCUCCGAAACUCCAUCAGAAACUGCAGCUCCUCUCAGAGUGCUACUGAAGAUGAGGAGACAGCAGACAGUGCAUGCCCUCAUAGCAGACCCAGCUCAGCCGGGCGCCCUGCUUCCAGCCGCUCCUGUGUCAGGCCCCUCUCGUCAGCGGGCUCCAGACCCAUGUCAGCGACCAGACCUGGAGUUCUCUCCCCUCCUGGACCCAGACCUGGUUCUGCAGAGUCAGAUCUAGCAGCAAUGGAAGCAGAAACCAGCAUCCUGACACAUGGAGCUGGUACGAUCCUUUUCUGUGGAAACCCAGUCCAGGCUAUUCGAGCAAGGCGAGAGAAGUUGAGGACAGCACCCACCAGGUCUACGUUCACCCCUCGUGACCUGCCCAUUCAUAUACCAGAGCACACGUAUGACCUCGAGGAGCCCAAUGUUCAAGAACGUGGUGAUGUGUAUGCUGAACUGAGAGCUUGGCGGGAGCAGCACAGCAGGCGUCUCCAAGCCAUAAAAACAGAAAGAUUACCACAGGUCCUGGCUAUUCAGCACAGUGAUGCAGAAGAGGAGGAAGAUGAGGAUGAAGAAGAAGAAGAAGGUUUUGGUGGUAUGAGGAAUGACAGUAGUGAUGAAGAACGUGGAGAGGAGAAGCAUGGUGACAGACUAGAUACUGCCUCACAAGAUUCCUCGUUUCAGUCUCUUUCCCCAGACCUGCAUCACAGAGAACCUUUAUCCCCUGAUGUGACUCAGCUGUCCCUGUCCCCAGACACUACGCUGUCCCCUUCUCCCCCUGUCAGUGCCACAGCAGCUUCUGGUAAUCGGAGACCACAGGGGAUUCGUGCACGAAGGCUUCGACUCAGCCAGGCCAGUUCAGAAUAUUCCAGCACAGAGGGGUGCUCCCAUGGGACAGGUACAACGUCAGGAGACACAGACCGGACACUCCAGAAGGUCCAGCAUUCGGCUAGGACCAAUGUGCCUUUGUUACCCCAGACUACACACAUACCCCACCCACCACCAACAAGUGCACUGGGCGAAGGGCUUGUGGAUUCAUGUGCAGAGAUGGACUUAUCCAGUGUACAGUCUGGCAGCAAGCACCUUCACACACCUCAGAUGUCCAAACCGCUGGACAGACCAGUGAUUACUCGUCCUCACACAGCCAGGGCAGCUUUACAGAAACAUCACCAGCACCACAUACUCCAGCCCUGCAGAGGGAGCUCACACCCAGACUGACACCAGAAUGGACCGAUGUUUGGCUGCCUCGUCAGUAAUGACUAAUCAUAAGUGUGUGACUGUUCCAUUCCCUUAAAAACAGAGUGGUAGCAUGGAGGCUGUUCAAGAUGAAUUUGCUCUGAACCUCAGUUGCACCAUGCUUUGAGGUAUUUUGCCAUAAGAUUUUCUCUCUCUCUCUUUUUUAAAGAGGAUCCAAAAAUAUUGAGAGCAGUCCAAGUACUGUUGGGACCAACACACCGACAUCCUUUAACGUGAAUAAUUGUGUUAAUAACAUGAGUAUGAAUGUUGCUGGAUGACUUGCUAUAAUGCGAUAAUUCCUUUAAUGCUACUGAGUCAGUUUUUAGCUAGACUAAAAUGAAUGUGGCAUAUAAUUAAUACCUCACGUUUUUAUUUCUCAGGUUGAAAUUUUUCAUUGUUAGAACUCAAGUGAUAACUUGGAUUUUACCCAAUUUUUAAAAAAAUAUUAAAUUGAGAUUAUUGUGGUUUUCUUUCAUUAACA